AGCCAUUCAGUUAUUGGUUUUGACGGUUCGCAGGGUGAAGGAUAAACACUGGCGACCUUUUUUGUUUAAAAUGCUGGGUAAACGUGAUGUAGUCAAUCGCAGCAUGGAGCUAUCAUUGGAAAAUCCUAUGUGGCGAGGAGCCGAUCUUGAAGUACCCAUCUCGAAGGAACUGAAGGACUUGAAGCAUGCAGAAUUUAUAGAAAAGAAGCGCCGUCAGCAAUUGCGCACCGAUUGUGAAGAAUUGCGGCAGCUAGCAGAGCAUUUAAGACUGGCUGCUAUCACUAAGGACCUUUGUGAGCAGAGAGCCGAAUUGCAAAAGUCCCGUUUGGAGGCUGAAAAGGACAAGGCCAAGAGCCAUCAAUUGGCUGAAACGGAAAGAUUACGGUUUCUGGCCGAAGAACAGAAAAAAGAGGUUGCUCUUAAGGAACAGCAAAAAAAACUGCGUGACUGUUUAGCCUUGCAAAUGGAGCAGACGCAACAGCGUCGUAAAAAGGAAUGUGUCGAGACCGUAGCAGAUCGAGAACUUCGUAUGGCCUUGCAACUACAAAUCGAAGAGGAAGAUAGAGCUUUGCAAUACCAUCUAGAACAGGAAAAGAUCAGAAAACGCAGGGACAUGAACCGGUUAAUCGAGGAGAAAAAAACAUAUAAGGAAUUUAAAAAUAAGGAGGAAGAGGUUGAAUUGAAAAAGGCUUUGAGGACCCAAACCCAGAUGGACGAACGGAAGCAAAGACUUGAUCACGAGCGUCUUGAAGUUCGACGCAAGCACGAAGAGAUUACCACACAAUUGGGUUAUCAGCUCUAUAAACUAGACAGUGAAAAACGGCAACGGGAGAACGUGCUUCUCGAUUUGCUUGAGUCAGAAUAUAAGGCCAAGGACGACGAGCGCUUUCGCCACCAGCUGCAACAGGAGGAAAUGGAUCGCAUACGCGUUAAAAAAGAUUUGGAACGAUACCGCGCUGAAGUUUUGCAACGCAAUAAAGAGCAGAUGGAGAUGAGGCGCCAAGAGCUGGCUGCUGAACAGGAGUUGUUAUUGACCAUUAACCCAGAUGCUAUCGAAAAGGAACAGGAAUUGGCUGAACAACAACGUCGUAGAGACCAUGGGAACAUACUCCUGUCUAUGAUUAAGGAAAAUCAACGCAAGCGUGCCAACGCCAUGGCUGAAAAUGUCCAGUUCUUUAGCAUGAAGGACAAAGCCGAUAAGGAACUGCAGGAACGUAUUCAAAGAGAGCGUCUUGAAAUGCUUGACACCCAUGCUGAUACGCUAGCUUAUUUACCUAAUCAUGUCUUGUCUAAGGCAGACCGCGAGCACUUUGGCAUAAAAGGUAAACGUCUAAAUGGCGAUGUCUAAAUGUUAACCGCCUUAUUCCAAAUAAAAUAAAUAAUAAACAAAAA
Messenger RNA from Drosophila willistoni, 1392 nucleotides. Its product is annotated as meiosis-specific nuclear structural protein 1. The transcript has a single exon. Gene Ontology annotation, biological process: cilium organization. The record is from RefSeq and is a predicted model, not a curated record. Bases 71 to 1348 code for a protein of 425 amino acids. Gene Ontology annotation, cellular component: motile cilium. NCBI's taxonomy places the organism in Eukaryota, Metazoa, Arthropoda, Insecta, Diptera, Drosophilidae.